ACACACACACACACACACACGCGCGCGCACAUCCUGGAUGCUGAAGUGCCUUAUCCAAAAUGGAGGAGAAAUUAAUCAGAUAAAAAGAUGAAUAGAUGUGUUUUGUUUUUGUUUUUUUAGUGCAAGGUGUUUUAUACAGUUCUCGUGUGGCGACAAGUGCCAGUUUAAGUGCCAGCGAUUUUACAGAGUGUUUUACAGAGUAAUACGUUUAUUAUCUCCUGGCAUGGAUCCAUAUGGAAGUCUGAUGUGUAGCUUUUUCGUUGGUGUCUUCGAGGCUUUGAAAUCCAUCCUAAUAACAACAACAACGAAAAGAUGUCACAAAUGGACACGCAGGGCUCGUUUUAGUAGGUUUCCGUCUGGGCGCGCUCGCACAAAUACCUCGUCACUCCCCCGCGCUCCCUCUGCGUGCCCUUCAACUUCUGACAUCCAAAUCUACCUGGAUUAUAACAGCUAAAUCCAAACGCCCCGCUCGAGUCAAAAAGGCAAGCGUCCCCGCUCCUCCCAGGAUCAUUUACAAGAAGCAGUCCCGAGGAUCCAUCGGAGCAGCCCCCCCUCCUCUUCCUCCUCACAGCGGCGCUGUAAAUAGAUCAUAUCGGACGCUGAUUUGAUUUAGAGAUUCCUGCGUCUGGACCCUGAACCAGAGAAACAAAAGGCAACGCGGUGUGAGACUUUUUCUCUGGAAGAUUUCGAUAUCGGGGCCCAUGAGAAGAGGACGCUCCUCGAGCUUAAUGGGAGAUUUAUUGAUGCAUUUGUCGAUGAUUUUCCACGUUCAAUCUCGGAGCAAAUGAAAGGAGCCACAAUGUUGACGAGGCUUUUCAGUGACCCCUCACUGCUCCCCGAGGUGCAGAAAUACUCUGGCUGGGCGGAGGACAGCGAUGGCGACUCCACCAAGAUCAAAGACGACGACCAGGACACUCAGGACGACAUGGAUGGAUCUGAACUGAGAGAUGACAGCCGGACGCAAUCCGAGCAUGCUGGGGAAGACGACGAGGACGACGGGUUGGAUGAAGAGGAAGACGGAGAGGAUACAGGAGGAGACAGGCCCAAGAAAAGGGGCCCCAAGAAGCGCAAAAUGACCCCGGCCCGGAUCGAGCGCUCCAAGUUGCGGCGGACAAAGGCCAACGCACGGGAACGGACCCGCAUGCACGACCUGAACUCUGCUCUCGACAAUCUGCGUAAAGUGGUGCCCUGCUACUCCAAAACGCAAAAACUGUCCAAAAUCGAGACGCUGCGGUUGGCCAAAAACUAUAUCUGGGCCCUGUCGGAGAUAUUACGCUCUGGAAAAAGGCCCGACCUCGUGUCCUACGUCCAGACGCUGUGCAAAGGACUGUCCCAGCCUACGACCAACCUGGUGGCGGGUUGCCUGCAGCUUAACUCCCGUAACUUCCUCACCGAGCAGCAGUGUCCGGACGGGGGGAGGUACGGGUCCGGCUCCUUCUCCAUGCAUUCCUACCCCUACCAGUGUGCGCGUCUCUCCAGCCCUCACUGCCAGCCGGGUUCGAACUCGCAUCCGUUGAGGACGCACGGCUACUGCUCGACUUACGAUUCUCUGUACGGCGGAAGCGGGUCCCCUGAGUACAACAGCCCCGAGUACGAGGGGCCCCUCAGCCCGCCCAUUUGCAUCAACGGCAACUUUUCCCUGAAGCACCAAGACUCCGCGUCCCCCGAAAACGAGAAGGGGUACCACUACUCUAUGCAUUACUCCGGCCUGCCUGGCUCAAGAUCCACCGGGGCCCACAACCUGGUGUUUGGCUCCUCGGGGUCCCGGAGCGGCAUUCACUCUGAAAACGUCCUGCCUUACCACGACAUGCACUUACACCACGAACGGGCCCCCGUGUACGAUGAACUGAACGCGUUUUUUCACAAUUAAACUGAGAAACCGAUCGUGUACCGCCCCCCCCCCCCCCCCCCCCUUGCAAUCAACAAUCUAUCCACGGCACACUUUUUGACGAGCUUGCCUGCCAGGACUUAGGCUUUCUGGAGAGAUGUUUCACUCAUUGUCAUUAGUGUUUCCUUUAAUUUAGUCCGUCUUCUUCUUUUGGUUUUGCUAUAGUCAGGGAUGUAGUGGAGGGUAAGCCACCUAAGCCACAAUCUUAUGUCGAGCAAUGAGGCUGUUAAAGCUGAAAUAAAUGGAAAUCCGAUGAAACAAUUCAUAUCAUGAUGUGUGAUGAUGAGGGAACUUCAAAAUAUAUUAACGUUUUUCAAAGUGUGAUUCGUGUUUGUAUCGGUGGUUGUUCGCAUCCUGAUGACUGUUUACCCACUUAUAUAUUUACCACUACAUCACUGGCUACAGCCACGCCUCGACGUUGGUCGGUGAUUUUUUUUUCUAAUAUGAAAUUGGAAAACAAAUCAAUGAACAAGCUGAUGCAAAUCACACUUGACGCGCGAGAUUUUCUUGGCGGGGAGGUUGUGUAUUGUGGAAAUGACGAAAUCGUGAAGGAACCGAUGAAAAUGUGCACGUUGGGUCGUUUUAGAAGGAAAAAUCUGUUCUCCAGCAAAUCAAUCGUUUCGCAUCUAUGCAAAACCUAACGAGACCACAGAGGGAGGCGACGAGGCCUGGAAAGACACUGUCUGUUUCAUCAGCACUGUUGCUGCUGCACGCACGGGUGCGCGCAGCCUCACGUGCACGCACACACGCACACACACACAUACACACAUACAUACACACACACUUUGGAGUUAACACCCAACUAAUCUGAUAGUGGCUGAGCUGCCCAGAAUGGUUUAACUUCCAAUAAAAAAUAUAUAUAUAUCAAAAUAGAAUGAAAUCAGACAUUUUUCACAUUGUUUUUUACUCUUAUUUAUUUAUUUAUUUAUUUAUUUAUUUAUUUAAUUGUUCAUAUUGCCUUUUAUUCUUCUGACUGAGCCUUUGCACUGUAUUUUGUUUUCAAAUUAAAUUUUGGUUUUAACAUUUAACGUUUUGAUUUGCAAAGCUAUGUUUAUUAUUAUUAUUAUUAUUAUUAUUAUUAUUAUUAUUAUUAUUAUUAUUAUUAUUAUUAUUAUUACUGCUGCACGUAUUUAUUGUGUUGUUUUUGUAAUUAAUGUUAAUAGUCUGUGGAAAUGAAGGGAUCCCAUGUGUUGCUGAGCAUUUUUUCAUAAAAUUCAAGUCUUUCAACUUUGUAUUCAACCAACUGUGUGGUAAAAUAAAAUGAAUAAAUGAGA
Acanthopagrus latus (yellowfin seabream) is the source of this 3162-nucleotide messenger RNA. Its product is annotated as neurogenic differentiation factor 2-like. The transcript is spliced from 2 exons. The coding region runs from base 785 to 1870 and encodes 361 amino acids. The record is from RefSeq and is a predicted model, not a curated record. Gene Ontology annotation, biological process: nervous system development; regulation of DNA-templated transcription. Gene Ontology annotation, molecular function: protein dimerization activity. NCBI's taxonomy places the organism in Eukaryota, Metazoa, Chordata, Actinopteri, Spariformes, Sparidae.